AUGGCUAAUUCUCAAUCUCUUCCUCUAUGUGAAAAAACACCCCUUCAAAUUAACACACUACAGAGAGCCCAGGAAAUUGCAAUUUUGUUCCUCUUCAUCUGUCUGCUUGUUUAUCGUCUCCUCACCCUCACUGACCAUGGUUUUGUCUGGCUUCUUGCCUUCCUGUGUGAGUCUUGGUUUACCUUCAAUUGGGUUCUCACCCUCAUCAUCCAAUGGACCCCUGUUGAAUACAAAACUUACCCUCAAAACCUCUUGCAACAGGUGCCAGAGCUUCCUGCAGUGGACAUGUUUGUGACAACAUCAGAUGCAGAGCUAGAGCCGCCCAUCAUCACAGUGAACACAGUGCUCUCUCUUCUUGCUGUAGAUUAUCCAUCUCACAAGCUAGCUUGCUAUGUUUCUGAUGAUGGCUGCUCACCUCUCACCCUCUACUCUCUCACUGAAGCCUCUAAAUUUGCUCAGUUUUGGGUACCCUUUUGCAAAAAGUAUAAUAUUCAAGUUAGAGCUCCAUUCAGAUACUUCUCUGGCAAUUCCAAAUUGCCAAGUGAUAAUCCAAUUGGGUUUCUACAAGAAUGGACAAAAAUGAAGGAUGAGUAUCAAAAGCUCUGCCAAAAAAUUGAAGUUGCUGUCCAAAAUUUGGCAACCCUUGAUUUUUCUGGAGACUAUGUGGAUUUUGCUGACAUAGACAAUAGAAACCAUCCCACCAUAAUCAAGGUAAUAUGGGAGAACAAAGAAAGACUUUCAAAUAAUGGGGUGCCACAUUUAGUUUAUGUAGCCAGGGAGAAGCGUUCAGAUCAAUCACAUCACCACAAAGCUGGCGCCAUGAAUGUUUUGACCAGGGUCUCUGGUGUGAUGACAAAUGCUCCAUUUAUGUUGAACGUCGACUGCGAUAUGUAUGCCAACAAUUCAAAGAUCGUUCUGUAUGCAGUGUGCCUAUUGCUUGGCUUCAAGCAUGAAAAAGAAGGUGCAUUUGUUCAGUACCCACAAAUGUACUACGACACUUUGAAAGAUGAUCCAUUUGGAAACCAACUGGUUCUCGCUCUAAAAACAUCUUGGCCAGGGUUCGCUGGGAUGCAAGGACCUGUCUAUGCAGGGACCGGAUGUUUUCAAAGACGUAAAGUCAUCUACGGUUUUAACUUGAUACAUAGUGAAGGAAAUCUGAGGGAUGUGGCAUUGGAUCAAGAACGGUUUGGAAAUUCCACGGAGUUAAUCGAAUCUGCAACUCAUACUUUAUCAGAGAAAAUUGAUCAUCCUCAUGACCUUUCCGGUGCUGUUGAGGCAGCCAACCAAGUUGCUGGUUCUUCGUACGAGCAAAAUACAUUGUGGGGGACAAAGGUAGGCUGGGUUUAUGGGUCAGUCACAGAAGAUAUCCUAACUGGGAUGAAGAUCCAUGCGAGGGGCUGGAAGUCUAUCUUAUGCAUGCCAGACCCACCAGGCUUUAUGGGCUCUGCACCCUCAUCUUCUCAUGUUAUGUUGACCCAAAGGAAGAGAUGGGUCGCAGGCCUCCUACAAAUUUUGUUCAGCAAAAAUAGUCCCAUCUUUGCUACCCUCUAUGCUAAGUUGGAGUUUAGGCAGUGCUUGGCGUACACGACUGUGCUAAUUUGGGGCCUAAAAUCCAUUCCUGAUCUAUGCUAUGCUAUACUGCCAGCGUACUGUAUCAUUACCAACUCACAUUUCUUGCCCAAGGUCAAAGAACCGGCUCUCAUAAUCUUUGUUGCCGUGUUUCUAAUGAAGAUUUUGUACACCCUACGUUUUUACCUGGGAUUUGGCCUAUCAAUCAAGCAAUGGUGGAACCAUGUGAGAAUGGGGCCAUCGGGGAAAAUACCCUAUGUAACUUCAUCGCUAUUUGGAGUUGUAAGCGUGGUAUUCAAGCUUUUGGGUAUAUCUGAGGUGGCAUUUGAAGUCACACAAAAGGACCAAUAUUCCUCUUCAAGUGAUGACCAAGAAGAUGAUGCCAAUGCUGGUAGGUUCACUUUUGAUGAGUCUCCAAUAUAUGUGCCGGCCACAACCCUCUUGUUUGUGCACUUCACAGCCCUAGCCAUGGGCUUGUUUGGGAUGCAACCACCGGCUCAUGGUGCGGAUGGGGCGGGGCUAGGUGAGAUGAUGUGCUGUGCUUGGGUGGUGCUAUGUUUUUGGCCAUUUCUCAAAGGGUUGUUUGGGAAGGGCAAAUAUGGAAUUCCAAUGCCUACUAUAUUCAAAUCAGCUGCCUUGGCCUUGCUUUUCAUGCACUUCUGUGGAAGGAUCCCUCUGCCACUGCGCCGCUGA
Molecule: messenger RNA, 2262 nt
Organism: Prunus armeniaca (apricot)
Lineage: Eukaryota; Viridiplantae; Streptophyta; Magnoliopsida; Rosales; Rosaceae
Source: the annotation of a GenBank genome assembly